Messenger RNA from Oreochromis niloticus (Nile tilapia), 1188 nucleotides. It is a transcript of the gene timm21, whose product is annotated as translocase of inner mitochondrial membrane 21. The coding region runs from base 195 to 917 and encodes 240 amino acids. Gene Ontology annotation, biological process: protein import into mitochondrial matrix. The record is from RefSeq and is a predicted model, not a curated record. The transcript is spliced from 6 exons. Gene Ontology annotation, cellular component: TIM23 mitochondrial import inner membrane translocase complex. NCBI's taxonomy places the organism in Eukaryota, Metazoa, Chordata, Actinopteri, Cichliformes, Cichlidae.
GCAAUAUUGUGCGCCGGUGAAGCACAAAUCCGGCGACUGACUUGACCCAGUCCUGUUGCCCAGUGUUUUGGAGUAGUUUAGUGCUGUGAGCUGUGAAUUCAUGUAUACUAAGUCCGUUUUGUUUACUUAAACCACACAGUAGGCUGGUUAGUGUAGUUUUGCGAUAUUAGGAAGGGGCUUGCUCAAAUCAAAUCAUGGCUUAUAUUCAGGUUUUGAAGGUCCUGCACCGAAAUCUGCAGCACAGAGCACCACAGGUCAGAGUGCUUAUCCAGACGCACAGGAGAGUGUCAACAUUAUCAAGACUGGCCUUACACAGUGGACUAGAGGCUAAUUCGCCUGUGCUAAGCUGCUUAAUACAAACACACAGACGGCGGGGUAUUUGUCUCGACUUUACAGCCAGAAAUAAAAGCAGCCCCGAGGACCGAGACAGGUCAGUGUCCAAGUACCAGAGUGGGAGUCCAAAGCCUUCAGCUGCACAAAAAGUGAAAGAAGCUGGCAGGGACUUCACCUACCUGAUCGUGGUACUCAUCGGGCUUGGAGUGACAGGUGGGCUGCUGUAUGUGGUGUUCCAAGAGCUGUUUUCAUCCGCGAGUCCAAAUAAAGUGUAUGGAAGAGCCUUCGAUAAAGUCAAGUCACACCCAGAAGUGAUUGGUGCAUUUGGUGAGCCAAUCAAAUGUUACGGGGAGACCACCCGUCGAGGAAGGAGGCAGCAAGUCAGUCAUAUCGAGUACCUGAAGGAUGGAAUGAAGCAUAUGAGACUUAAGUUUUACAUUGAGGGCUCGGAGCCGGGAGUGAAGGGGACAGUGCAUACAGAGUCUAAAGAGAAUCCUGAAACUGGAAAAUAUGAGUUUCGUUAUAUAUUUGUGGACAUGGACGUCUACCCAAGACGGACCAUUAUUGUGGAAGAUAACAGAUAAGGACCAUAAGACGUGUGAUUCAGCGUUAUGGAAGCAUGAGGAGUGUGUGUCAGAUGUGCUGCUGGACAGAAAAGCUGGAGAAUUUGCCUUCACAUACUGUCAGAGGCUGUUAAACAAUUACAGCUUUGGUGUAGAGCCUUGCAAAGCAGAGAUCAAAGGAUCACGUGGCCCCAUGCUACUAAUUUAUAAAUGUUUGUUUUUUGACUAGAUUGUGAUCUUGAUUUUGAAAUAAUAUCUUAAAUUUGAAUACAAUAAAACACUUGGGAACAAA